GGGAAGACAGAAUCGUAUCCUUUUGAAUUACUCCUAAAAAGCGAAAACUCGCCUUCCUUUCGCACUUCCUUCUCCGUCUAUCACUUCAAUCUUCGCUUCCGUUCGAUUCGCCAUGACAAAGCAGCAAGCUAAUUGGUCUCCCUACGACAACAAUGGAGGAUCUGUUGUUGCGAUUGCUGGGGCUGAUUAUUGUGUAGUCGCAGCGGAUACAAGAAUGUCAACCGGUUACAGUAUUCUGACUCGCGAAUACUCAAAAAUCUGUCAAUUAGCGGAUAAGUCUUUUUUGGCUUCUUCAGGAUUUCAAGCUGAUGUGAGAGCCCUACAGAAACAGUUAGCUGCCAGGCACUUGAUAUAUCAACAUCAACACAACAAGCAAAUGAGCUGCCCUGCAAUGGCGCAACUACUCUCUAACACCUUAUACUACAAACGUUUCUUCCCGUACUAUGCUUUUAACGUAUUAGGUGGUCUUGAUAAUGAAGGUAAGGGUUGUGUCUUCACUUAUGAUGCUGUUGGUUCCUAUGAGAGGGUUGGAUAUAGCUCGCAAGGUUCUGGUUCCACACUCAUUAUCCCCUUUUUGGACAAUCAAUUGAAGUCUCCCAGUCCACUCCUCUUGCCUGCACAGGAUGCUGUAACUCCACUCUCAGAAGCUGAAGCAAUUGAUUUGGUCAAAACUGUUUUUGCCUCUGCAACUGAGAGAGAUAUAUACACAGGAGACAAGCUGGAAAUUGUUAUCCUAAAUGCUGCUGGUACUCGUCGUGAGUAUAUGGAACUCCGUAAAGAUUGAUCUAUUCGAGGAAACCUGCUGCAGAUGUUGUGUGACAGAAUAUGUAGAAUUGCAUGAAGUCAUUUGGUAGGCAAAUCUAUGGAUGGUUAUUCGUGUUUUUAUGUCUUAUGGAUUGCAAUGUAGCUUUUAAAGGAAUACUUUUGAGCUGCUGCUUUUCCUGCUGUAUGGAAAAUGUAGUAUAUGCUGCUUGUAAUUUAGACCUUGCAGUUAACUUUGUUGGUACUAUUAAACAUUUAACGAUGAGUUUUCCUCUUUGGCAUAAGAACGUCUAAUGUAUGUUUACGGUUUG
Messenger RNA from Tripterygium wilfordii, 1073 nucleotides. Its product is annotated as proteasome subunit beta type-1-like. NCBI's taxonomy places the organism in Eukaryota, Viridiplantae, Streptophyta, Magnoliopsida, Celastrales, Celastraceae. The transcript is spliced from 7 exons. Gene Ontology annotation, cellular component: proteasome core complex. The record is from RefSeq and is a predicted model, not a curated record. Bases 113 to 784 code for a protein of 223 amino acids.